AUGCAUUCACAAGUGUGUCAACCGCAGUCAUAUUCACCCCGAGGUCCAACUGCGCAGUUUUGGCGCGCCAUCGAUUCCGUUAAUGGCAGUUCCGGUGUCAGCAAUCGACGUGUGACCUUGAUGGCCGCGGCCACCUCAACUGUUGCGGGAGAUACCACCACAAUGAGCAGUCCUGGUCCCACGCCGUCUACUCCAGUUAGUCACCGCCACUCUCCAGUUGCUCGCUCUGCUCCUGUUUCUCCUGCACCUCCUCCUCCACCUCUACCACCACCGCCGACUUUCCCAUCCGUUAGACAGCAACCGCAUCAAACUCAGUCUAUCAUCCAUUUCCCUCAUCAACCUGGCAGUGUUGCCUUGAAUGUUACCCAUUCUCUGACGCCAGAUUUUCAAAGCUGUUCAUCGCCCAAAACCUUUCAUCAAGACCCUCUGUCUGGAAUGGGUCCCAGACAGGGCUCUCUGCCUCGUUCCGAUCGGUCCUCAAGCUCACCUGCUGACGAGUUUGCUCCACCCUCGCUGCCUCCAAGGUCAGUUUCCUCUCUUACCUCUCCCUCCUCCGGAGAAUCCGUUCAACAAUGCAAUUUCCGCUUUAAGAAACCCCUAAUCCUUUUAAAACAGUUUGGUCUAGCAACUGAAAUAUAG
Hydatigera taeniaeformis is the source of this 639-nucleotide messenger RNA. Lineage: Eukaryota; Metazoa; Platyhelminthes; Cestoda; Cyclophyllidea; Taeniidae. The record is from the annotation of a GenBank genome assembly.